This is a messenger RNA of Arabis nemorensis, 984 nucleotides long. NCBI's taxonomy places the organism in Eukaryota, Viridiplantae, Streptophyta, Magnoliopsida, Brassicales, Brassicaceae. The record is from the annotation of a GenBank genome assembly.
AUGGCAAAAAACGGUGAAGGUAAGGUGGUUUGUGUAACAGGAGCGUCUGGUUACAUCGCCUCGUGGCUCGUCAAGCUCCUACUUAGCCGUGGCUACACCGUUAAGGCUUCUGUCCGAGACCCCAGUGAUCCGAAAAAGACACAACACUUGGUUUCACUAGAAGGUGCAAGUGAAAGACUUCACUUGUUCAAAGCAAAUCUUUUAGAUGAAGGAUCAUUUGAUUCUGCUAUUGAUGGAUGUGAAGCAGUUUUCCACACCGCAUCUCCCUUUUAUCAUGAUGUUAAAGAUCCACAGGUUGAACUUAUUGAUCCUGCGGUUAAGGGAACACUUAACGUUYUGAAUUCGUGCGCCAAAGCAUCUUCUUCGGUUAAAAGGGUUGUUAUAACCUCUUCCAUGGCAGCUGUUGCUUACAAUGGAAAACCUCUUACACCGGAUGUUAUUCUCGACGAAACUUGGUUCUCUGAUCCUGACCUUUGCAAGGCCUCAAAGGUGUGGUAUGCUCUAUCCAAAACUUUGGCCGAAGAUGCUGUUUGGAAAUUCGCCAAAGAGAAAGGCUUAGACAUUGUUACUAUUAACCCGGCAAUGGUGAUCGGUCCUCUMUUGCAGCCAACUCUGAACACGAGUGCCGCUGCUAUACUAAACUUGAUAAAUGGUGCAAAGACCUUUCCCAACUCGAGUUUUGGAUGGGUUAAUGUUAAGGAUGUAGCUAAUGCGCACUUCCAAGCAUUUGAAGUCCCUUCAGCUAAUGGACGUUAUUGUUUGGUCGAGAGAGUUGCUCACUUCUCCGAGAUCGUUAACAUUCUGCGAGAGCUUUACCCGAAUCUUCAACUCCCUGAAAGGUGUGUGGAUGAGAAUCCCUACGCGCCGAUAUAUCAAGCGUCCAAGGAGAAAACACAGAGCCUUGGCAUAGACUACAUACCCUUGAAGGAUAGCAUUAAGGAGACCGUCGAGUCCUUGAAGGAGAAAGGUUUCAUACAAUUCUGA